CCUGCACCAGUGACCCCGCCAGAUCUCCGGUCGUCGCGGGGCUCUCUUCCUGGACCAAGCUGGCAAAGAGCUCAAUUGGAGCUCUCUGUUCCUCCGGUUCAGAAUGAGUCAAAAUCCAUAUCACUUUCUCGGAUCCCCUUCUGGGAGGCUGUUGCCAUUCGAUUGGCAAUCCUCGAUCACUUAGAGCUUGCUAUUCGCUCACUGUCAAAUAAUACUAUACCCUGUUCAUCCCCAACAUGGCCGAGGAGCUCCCGCUCGUCGACAUUAAGCCAUUGCUCGCGAGGCUCUGGCCGGUGGGACACCCAGACCCUGUCUCGCCUGAGGAGAUCGCCGAAGCUAUUUCGUACUUCUUCACGAACCAGAUAUCCGAGGUUCAGGCGGGCUCUCUUCUCAUGUGCCUACACUUUACCGGCCUCGACCGUCAGGCAGAGGUGUUGGCCAAGACGGCAGAAUGCAUGCUGAAGGCAGCAGCAAAGAUUGAUCAGUCGGCUGUUCGAGCAGCUGUUGAUGGGCGACGUAGGAGCGAAGGCGGUUAUGGGGGUGGGUUGGUCGACAUCGUCGGCACAGGAGGCGACUCACACAACACCUUCAACAUCAGCACCACUUCAUCAAUCCUCGCCUCCAGCCUCCUGCUCAUUGCCAAGCACGGUAACAAGGCCUCGACUUCCAAGUCCGGCUCUGCUGACCUGCUGAACUGCAUGAAACCUCUCGCUCCCCAAAUAGACCGGGUCCGCCCGGACACCAUCUCUUCGCUCUACAGCAAUACCAAUUAUGGCUUCCUGUUCGCGCCCGUCUUCCACCCCGGCAUGCGCUAUGUCGCCCCCAUCCGCCGACAACUCCCCUGGCGGACCAUCUUCAACCUGGUUGGACCCCUCGCCAACCCAGUGGACCUUCAUGACCCCUCUCAGGCGACCACCACCGCCACUCAGUCCUCCCUUCUUGAAGCGCGCAUGAUCGGCGUAGCACGCAAGGACAUCGGCCCGGUCUUCGCGCACGCCCUGCAGUUGGUGGGUGCGCGCAAGGCGAUGGUGGUCUGCGGCGACGAGGAGCUGGACGAGAUCAGCUGCGCGGGCAACACGCUCUGCUGGCGGCUCGGCCCGGACCCGUCGGAUCCGUCCAGGACGGUGACCGAGCACUUCUUGCUGCACCCGAAUGAUUUUGGCCUGCCAACGCAUCCGCUCUCGGAGGUCUCGCCCGGCAAGGAGCCCGAGGAGAACGCCGAGAUUCUGCGGCGGAUUCUGAGCGGGGAGAUGCCGGAUGACGAUCCCAUCUUGCACUUUGUGCUGAUCAACACUGCCGCGCUGUUCGUGGUGUCAGGGAUAUGCGAGGCGGAGACGAGUGAUUUGGGAUAUGGAGACGAUGGAGCUGUGAUAAAGGAGAGGGGCCCGGGGGGAGGACGCUGGAAGGAGGGCGUCAGAAGGGCGCGGUGGGCCAUCAAGAGUGGUGAAGCGGCCAGGCAGUGGGCGAUGUUCGUCGAGGUUACGAAUGGCUUCAGCGCCACUUAGACCUCGAGAACGGUAUACACAGCACAAAAGGCUUGAGCCGGUGGGCAAUAUUGGGCGGUUCAUCAUCGUCCGUAGCGAACACACUUGCCCAUGUAGGAUGGACCGGAAACGGAUAGCGGAGUCCUAGUUCAACAUUUUUCAUAUAAAUACAGUCUCGAACCUGGAUA
This is a messenger RNA of Chaetomium strumarium, 1672 nucleotides long. RefSeq names its product glycosyl transferase. Gene Ontology annotation, cellular component: cytosol. Gene Ontology annotation, molecular function: anthranilate phosphoribosyltransferase activity. Gene Ontology annotation, biological process: L-tryptophan biosynthetic process. The transcript has 2 exons. Lineage: Eukaryota; Fungi; Ascomycota; Sordariomycetes; Sordariales; Chaetomiaceae. Bases 237 to 1505 code for a protein of 422 amino acids. The record is from RefSeq and is a predicted model, not a curated record.